This is a messenger RNA of Anguilla rostrata (American eel), 1709 nucleotides long. It is a transcript of the gene rrp9, whose product is annotated as ribosomal RNA processing 9, U3 small nucleolar RNA binding protein. The record is from RefSeq and is a predicted model, not a curated record. Lineage: Eukaryota; Metazoa; Chordata; Actinopteri; Anguilliformes; Anguillidae. Bases 161 to 1606 code for a protein of 481 amino acids. Gene Ontology annotation, cellular component: small-subunit processome. The transcript is spliced from 15 exons. Gene Ontology annotation, molecular function: U3 snoRNA binding; protein binding.
AGCCGCUGUGCAUGUGGGAAAUUUACCCACGUGGGAUGCUAGCUGGGCUAGCCAUAUUAGUUCGGGGUGAACGGCAUGUAUACAUAAAACGUUAGUGGUAUAAAACUAUACGUAUCAUCUGUUUUUCUACUAUACCCGAGCCUUAAUAGUAUUGUUCACGAUGUCAUCUUUCUUUAUAAAGAACAAGGCGAACGCAAAUGUCUCCAAAACAAACGAGAAAGUUGCUGCAUUGAAAAGGAAGGGUGAUGGAGAUCCCAAGAAUAAAGGACGAUCGAAGAAGUUAAAUUCAAGGUUGAAUGAAGAAAUAUCCAGCGAUUCUGAAACAGAAAGUCCUCAAGUCAGUCGGAAAAGGAGAGGUAAUGUGGAGGAAGAAAUUGAGGAGACUGCCCAAGAGAAGAAGCUCCGUUUGGCUAAACUGUACCUUGACCAGCUAAGGGAAGAAGAGGAAAAGAAGGCGGAGGAGUCUUUUGAGACAGAUUUGAUUGCUGGAAGACUGCAGGAAGAAGUGCUUGAACAGAAAGGAAAACUUCAGCGUUUGGUAGCAAAAGAGUACUUUCCACCUGAAGCUGCUGACCUGCGUCUGUUACGUGGCCACAAGCUUCCUGUCACCUGUCUGGUCAUCUCUCCUGAUGACAAGCACAUCUUCUCUGCUGCCAAGGACUGUGCCAUUAUCAAGUGGGAUGUAGAGACUGGAAAAAAAUUGCACACAAUCGCAGGAGGGAGGAAGGGAACAGAAGAUCGGCAUGUCGGUCAUACCACUCACAUCCUGUGCAUGGCCAUAUCAUCUGAUGGCAAAUACCUGGCCACUGGAGACAUGAAUAAACUGAUCAUGAUUUGGGAAGCAUCAACAUGUAAACACCUGUACAAGUUUACGGGGCACAGGGGACCGGUGUCGGGAUUGUCAUUUAGAAAAGGCACGCAUGACCUUUACAGUGCCUCACAUGACCGCUCCAUCAAGGUCUGGAACGUGGAUGAGAACGCCUAUGUUGAGACGCUGUUUGGCCAUCAGGACGUGAUCACAGGGCUGGACAGCCUGAGCAGGGAGCGCUGUGUUACCGCUGGGGGUCGGGACAGGACCGUGAGGGUGUGGAAGAUCGCAGAGGAGUCCCAGCUGGUGUUCCAUGGCCACGAGGGUUCCAUUGACUGCAUUCAGCUCAUAAACGAGGAGCACAUGAUAACAGGAGCGGAUGACGGAUCUCUGGCCCUGUGGAGCGUUAACCGGAAAAAACCGCUCAGCUCGGUGAAGAAGGCUCACGGUUGCCAUGGGGACCCGGGCCUGGAGCAGCCCCACUGGAUCUCGGCGGUGGCGGCGCUGCAGAACACAGACACCGUGGCUUCAGGUGCUUCCAGCUGUUCCCAUAAUUCCAUGGUACAGCUGUGGCGGUGUGGCGAGGGCUUCCGCGGUCUGCACCCCCUCUUCAGUGUCCCUGUGGCUGGUUUUGUGAACAGUCUCAAGUUCUCCAGCUCUGGAAGUUUCCUGGUGGCAGGUGUUGGGCAGGAGCACAGGCUUGGCAGAUGGUGGAGGAUCAAAGACGCUAAGAAUGGCCUUUAUAUAAUUCCCUUGAAGAAACGGGACUCGGACCAGGAGGCCACAAGCAGCGAAUAGUGGAUGUUGGAGUCUAACAUGCCUGAGUGCUUUUGUAAAUGAGUUUCUGGAGCAUCACAUGCUAAAUUUAUACUUUUUGUUGAUUAAAAUAUAUGAAUUCUCA